AAACAAUGCAGUCAAAAUAAUUAUCAAUUUAAAAUAUAUAUCUCAAACCUAUCUACUAUUUUUUUAGCUAUAGUGGCUUUCGAAAUUCAGUUUCUUCAUAAUGCAAGCGGAAGGAAGACCCAUUAACCAGACGUUACUUAUAGAAGCAGCGAAGAGAGAAUGGAAGUUCUUCAAACUAUACACAGAUUUCCGACCUAACCUUAAAGUUGCUCCCAUAGCAUCGAAAUUCUAUGCCCGCCAUCAAAAAUUUGACGAAAGCUUAGUUAAGCAAGAAUAUGUGGACUUAUUAAAAAGGGUGCACUCACAAUUACCAAAGGAGCGAAACCCAUAUCCCGAAACAGAAAAUCAAAGGUAUGGGUGGUACCUAGAUCCGCUAAUCGAUAAUGGGUAUGAUUUCCGUAUCAAUUACAGAACCAAAAUGUCUGCCGAUAUCAAGCUAGCAAUUGAAAUGAAGCGAAUGACACAACAAAUGCGUUAAGUUAAAUUAACGCUCUAUUCC
This is a messenger RNA of Nezara viridula (southern green stink bug), 499 nucleotides long. Lineage: Eukaryota; Metazoa; Arthropoda; Insecta; Hemiptera; Pentatomidae. The record is from the annotation of a GenBank genome assembly.